Penicillium soppii is the source of this 213-nucleotide messenger RNA. RefSeq lists its product as uncharacterized. Bases 1 to 213 code for a protein of 70 amino acids. NCBI's taxonomy places the organism in Eukaryota, Fungi, Ascomycota, Eurotiomycetes, Eurotiales, Aspergillaceae. The record is from RefSeq and is a predicted model, not a curated record. The transcript has 4 exons.
AUGUCGAACAACUUGGAGAAUAAGACAGCUGUCCCAGAGGAGGAUGAUGAGCCAGAUGAUUGCGCAUCUUCAGCACCGGCUGCCACUGACAAAAUGAAUGACUGCUAUUUUGCGAAGAAGGAUUGGCGCGAAUGCAAGCAAGAGAUGGAAGCUUUCCGCGAGUGUUGGAAGCGUCAAGGCAACGAUCAGCGAACGGAGACCAAAGACGCUUAA